Molecule: messenger RNA, 1107 nt
Organism: Ascoidea rubescens DSM 1968
Lineage: Eukaryota; Fungi; Ascomycota; Saccharomycetes; Ascoideales; Ascoideaceae
Gene: RCL1
Product: rRNA-processing endoribonuclease
Exons: 1
Coding region: 1-1107 (368 amino acids)
Biological process (GO): ribosome biogenesis; endonucleolytic cleavage of tricistronic rRNA transcript (SSU-rRNA, 5.8S rRNA, LSU-rRNA)
Cellular component (GO): nucleolus
Molecular function (GO): RNA endonuclease activity
Source: RefSeq, a predicted model, not a curated record
AUGGCCAAACCAAGCAAUAUAGUUUUUCAAACACAUCGUAACUUCAGAAUACGUUUAAUAUUAUCCACAUUAUCGGGAAAACCAAUAAAAAUUGAAAAAAUUCGUUCAAAUGAUGUCAAUCCAGGUUUAAGAGAUUACGAGGUUUCAUUCUUGAGAUUAUUAGAGUCAAUAACUAAUGGCUCAAUCAUCGAAAUAUCAUAUACAGGUACAACUGUAAACUACAAACCAGGCCUUAUAAUUGGAGGCCAAAUCACACACAAUUGUCCAAUAACAAAACCUAUAGGUUAUUUCCUUGAGCCCAUAUUAUAUCUAGCACCAUUUUCCAAAAAGAAAUUUUCAAUUGUUUUUACUGGUGUAACAUCCAAUAAACAGGAUAUUACUAUUGAUGGAAUUAAAUGGGGAUUGAUUCCUGUUCUAGAAAAGUUUGGUGUUAGAGAAUGUGAGUUACACACCAUAAAAAGAGGUUCACCUCCAAAUGGUGGUGGUGAAGUUCAUUUAAAAGUGAACACUUUGCUAUCGUCUCCCUUGACUCUUCAUGUAACAGAAUUACCCAAAAUCUCUGCUGUUAGAGGGAUUGCUUAUUGCACCAAAGUAAGUCCAUCAAUGGUCAAUAGGCAAAUUGAUUCUGCUAGAUCUGUUUUAAACAAAAUUGGAUGCGAAGUUAACAUUACUUCCGAUGCAUGGAGAGGGAAAAAUUCAGGAAAUAGUCCAGGAUUUGGUUUGACUUUAGUUGCUGAGUCUAAAAAAGGUUGGAGAAUCUUUGUUGAAGAUAUUGGUGGGCCAGGUGAAACACCAGAAGAUGUUGGUACAAGAGUAGCCUAUCAAUUAUUUGAAGAAUUAAGUAUAAGUGGUGCUGUUUGUCGUUCCCAAUUACCUCUAGCCGUUGUAUUUAUGGUUUUAGGUAAAGAAGAUAUUGGAAGAUUAAUUAUAAACAACAAUCAAAUUGAUUCUCACUUAGUGCAUUUAUUAAGAGAUAUUAAAAAAGUAUUUGGGACUGAAGUAUUCUUUCUGCCCGAUGACAAUGUGAUUGACCAAAAUAAUGAAAAUAAUUCUAUACUAACAGUUAAAGGCAGUGGUUUCACAAAUGCAAGCAAGAAAAUUGCAUGA